AUGAGCAGUAGUGACGGCGGCCAUCAUCAUCACCAUCAUUCUCACUCUGAACAUGGCAAUGAUACUAAUGUUGCACUUCUUGAUCCAGAAGAUUGCCAACAUUUCUUAGAAAACGCGGAACAUUUAGAUCAUGAUCACGACCAUGGACAUCACCAUCAUGACCAUGAUCAUGAUCAUAGUCACGCUUCAGAAGGUGUUACUUGGCGAUUAAUUGUUAUGAUAACUUUAACAGGCAUUUUCUUCUUAGCAGAAUUAAUUACAGGCUUUGUUACAAAAUCACUUUCAUUACAAUCAGAUGCAUGGCAUAUGCUUUCUGAUGAAGCUUCACUCGUCAUCGGUCUUAUUGCACACGAAAAAGCUAAAAAGCCCCCGACAAAACGCUACACUUUCGGUUUAGCUCGUGCUGAAGUUAUUGGUGGCUUUACAAAUGCUGUUUUCUUACUCGCUGUAUGUAUGACAAUUCUUUUUGAAGCUAUUGAACGUUUCAUUAAAGUUGAAGAAAUUGUCGAACCACUUGCCUUCUUAAUUGUCGGUGUCCUUGGUCUCCUUGUUAACGUUGUUGGUAUUUUCAUCUUCCACGAUCAUGCUCAUUCAGAAAAUAUUCAAGGUAUUUUCUUACAUAUCAUCGGAGAUCUUUUAGGAUCAAUUGUUGUCGUCAUUUCAGCUGCUGUUUGCCAAUGGACAACAUGGAGUGGAAGAUUCUAUUUAGAUCCUGCUUGUUCCAUUUUAAUUUUCGGAAUUCUUGUUUACGGUACUCAAGGAUUAUUACGUCGUACAGGUCGUGUUCUCUUAGAAACAUGCCCUGAGCAGAUAGAUGUCGAAGAAAUCAAAGUCGACCUCAUGAAAAUCGAAGGUAUGGUUGCAGUUCACGAACUUCACGUUUGGGAGCUUUGCAAAGAGCGUUACCUUGCAUUAUUACAUAUCGUCGUUGAUUCUAAGGACAGAAACAAACGCGUUCAAGAACAAACACAUAAUACAAUGAUUGCCCAUAAAGUUUUCUCUACAACUGUUCAAAUUGAAUUCGUCGAUGACUUCCCACAAGGCACAGAUCACAUCGGAUCUUGCUUCUACGCAACUUCUUUCGGCAGCGAUAAAAGAAUUUUCCAGACACCUCCUGUUUACCAGCAUUCCAUCGGCUGCCCACACGUCAACCUCCCUGGACAUGAACAUGAUCAUGAUCAUGAUCACGACCACGAUCAUGACCACGACCAUCAUGAUCACGGACAUGAACACAGUCAUGACCACGAUCAUGACCACGACCAUGAUCAUGAUCACGAUCAUGAAGAACCACAAAUACCUCUUCAGGUUUAA
Messenger RNA from Trichomonas vaginalis G3, 1311 nucleotides. RefSeq names its product regulation of zinc ion transport. Gene Ontology annotation, cellular component: membrane. The record is from RefSeq and is a predicted model, not a curated record. Gene Ontology annotation, biological process: zinc ion transmembrane transport; intracellular zinc ion homeostasis. Gene Ontology annotation, molecular function: zinc ion transmembrane transporter activity. The transcript has a single exon. Bases 1 to 1311 code for a protein of 436 amino acids. Lineage: Eukaryota; Parabasalia; Trichomonadida; Trichomonadidae.